CAUCAUCGAUUCAUUCAAAAUCCAAAGAUGAUGAUUUCUUAAUUAAUCAUCAAAUUAAUUUUCUUCGUAAUUUUAAGCGGAUGACCGCUUUAAAAAUCGUCGAGGGCCUUCGAUAAACGCAAAAUCAACAUUUAUUUUUAAAAAAACCGACACGUGGCCGAGCCUAGAUCUAAUUCAGAAGCCAGGGGAUUUUCCCUCUAAAUUCACUGUUACAACCACACAUCCUCUUGGGCUGGUAAUAAAUUGUAAAUUUUGUAUUUAAACCAUGGAUUCUUUAUCUACGACUGGGAUAGCAAGCAAUCGAAAAGAUGAACUCAUGGAGACGGUUAAGCAGCAGAUUGCUGUCGCCAACGCUCAAGAGUUGCUUACGAAAAUGACAGAAAAGUGCUUCAAAAAGUGUAUAGGAAAGCCAGGAGCUUCGUUAGAUAGUUCAGAACAAAAAUGUGUACUUAUGUGCAUGGAUAGGUAUAUGGAUUCUUGGAAUUUAGUCUCAAAGACUUACGGAAACCGGAUUCAGAGGGAGCGCGAUAGAAACUGACAGCAGCACAGCUAGGAUAUAAACUAAUUGGAUAAUUGUGUAGUAUCUGAUAUAAAUUAAUAGCACAAUUCAAUUUUUUUAUACUUAUUGUAGGUAAUUUUUUCUUGUAAUUUUUCAUUAAAGUGUUCCAUUCUAUUGUUUUA
Molecule: messenger RNA, 681 nt
Organism: Cimex lectularius (bed bug)
Lineage: Eukaryota; Metazoa; Arthropoda; Insecta; Hemiptera; Cimicidae
Product: mitochondrial import inner membrane translocase subunit Tim13
Exons: 3
Coding region: 266-538 (90 amino acids)
Source: RefSeq, a predicted model, not a curated record